AUGAUCACUGCACAGGUCCCCAAGGACAAUGUCAAUGCUCCGCCUCCCACGCCGCCAUCGGACUACGAUGGCGGGCGGCACCCCCCCCCCAACGGCCACCACCACCACAACAAGGCAGCGCUUUGCGACGUGGCCCGCCAGUUUUUCCACGAAAUGAAGAGGAAAUCAAUUCCCGACUUUUCUUCAAGAGUGGCGCAGCUCGUGGCCGAACUGGUCAAGAACAUCCAGGCCCAGAUGGACCAGAAUGCGGCCAGCCCGAUUGAUGGCGAAGAAGAGCAGCAGGGCUUCUCAUGGGACCAUGCUCUCGCGCUGCAGAUUGACGAGCUCAUGCACCGAGGUCCCCCGGAACUUGACGUCUGCGUUUCUUGGUACAUGCUGGUCCAUGCUGUCCGUGCCAUGUCGGAAGACGACAGCUGUGAGGACGACGGCAGCGACGAUGGGGACGACCUGAGCAUCCAUGUUUCGCAUCAGCCUCGACUCGUGGGCAGUCCUGUGCCGCUCGAUCGCCUCCAAGUUCCCUGCUGUCCCGGACCGUCGAGCUGCCCGUCUAUUACGUCGUGCGAUGCGUACCGUGCUCUGAGCAAAGCGCUCAUCAGGGCAAACCCGAUGCUGGCAUUUGAUGACCUACCCCUGACGUUUCUUGCUCAACCUUGCAAAAAUCCAAACAGUCAUAGAUUGGGAAAAGCCAAGAGGGACUUGCCGGCGUUCCACAUUGCCAUGGCAGAGGGCGCCCACGAUCUUGUCAAGUUCAUGAUGGACGAGUGUCUCAACUUUGUCAGCAACGACACGAAGCUAUCCAAGCCGAGCUUGAAGCUCCUGAAAAGGGGGUCUGACCCUCGGCGAUAUCUGGUCAAUGUCAUGAACAAGAAGCAUUUCAACUUCACGGCGCUGGAGCACGCCGUCAACAAUUACCGGGAAAUCGGGGACAAGAAGCAGCUGGACGUGCUCGAGAUGCUUCUCGGGUUCGAUGACCUCGAUGGCGCCGCGGAUCGCCUCGCUGACGAGAACAUCCUCGAGCACGCCGUACGACAGACUUUUCUGGCGUUUGGCACAGCCGAAGGCGACUUCGGUCGCUUCUCAGAGGAUGGCAUUGGUAACACGCCGGAGCAUCCCACAUGUCGCGAUAAUCAGUCCCUGCGCGUUGUCAAGGUAAUUCUGCAAUACAGACGAGACAUGAAGACAAAGGACGCCAUCUUACACGUGUUGGGGUGGGGAUUGGCGAGAGAGCUGGGGAGAGCACAGCUCGUCGAGAUCUUCACCAUUGGCGCCGAGGAUCAAGUCGACGGUGACGUUGUCGGGCUCAUCAUGAAGCACAAUCUCGUGGACGUGUGGCGGUUGGAUCCCAUCCAGCGAGCAGUGGCGCGUCUCCUCAGACAUGACCAGACGGCCAAAAACGUCUUCUGCGCCGCGCUCACCCUCACCAAGGGCUCUCACUUCGUGCAGAGCAUUGCGCCGCAGGUUGUGCGAGUUCUCGAUUUUGACAUCAUGAGCGACAUGGUCAAGCGCGGUCACCUGGACGCAUGGGAGCUCCCCCCUAUACAGGCGCGCUGGAGCGAGAUCAGUAAAGAGGAACAACAAAGGUGCAUGCUCCAUGUCGCUGUGCAGUACCAGCAGAUCGAGUUUGUGAGGCACUUUCUGCGUCAAGACCCUGCAUGGGUGACCAAGGCCAUCCCGGUUCAGGACGUCCCCGACAAGGCUGUGUAUGCACUCUGGCAUCACAACUUUGUCGUUGGCCAACAAGGAACGUACGAGCCCAGGGUUCCGCCGCCCAACAGUCAACCAAGUUGGAAUAUGCGGGGGCAACCGAUUGGUGCAAAAACGACAAGCAACUCAGCCGUGACUCGGCCAGGAGCCCAAAGGGUGGAAAAGGCUCACGAGCCAAUGGCGCAGGCCGACGACGCAGGGCCGGAAGGCAGCCCAAAGUUGGACGCCAGGGCCGAAAUCCGCAAACUCCUAGUUCACGCCACCAUACAACAGGCCAAGGAUAUGAAGACAAUUGCCAGGAUAUUCCGUGAGUCGGACGAACCCGCCGGCCAGAUUUGCUUCGAUCUCUCACGCUUUGCGUCGAGACUGUACUCGGUUGACGAGUUUUUGCAUUCCCUGGUGGCCGUCAAGGGCCGAGGGAGUGAGCGACAUCUCAAGUUCGAAGAGGUGCUUCGGUAUGCCGACUUCCCGCCGCUGGGCCCGGACGCAUGGGACAAGGGCCCCGAAUGGCAUCUGCAUGUCCACGACGAGGUGUUCCGGGCCUUGAACUGGCUGCGGGAUAGGCGUGUUCGCAAGAUCAUGAAGCUCCGGGUUCUGGACCGCAUGCAUGAUCCGCACGACGAGGUAGAGAUCGCCAAGGUCGUCGGUGAGUUUGAGGUCUCUGUCUUGGACUGGCGACACCUUGACAUGGCAAUUUCCUGCUUCAGUCUCGCGACAAAGCAGCGCCUAACCGAGCUUCACUUGUACUCGAGUGGGAAGAUGGCAGUGGUGGAUCAUUGGCUGGGCGAAAAUGGUAUCAAGUCGUUGACAAACCUCAAGCUGGUUCGGAUACAUUUAAUCCAGGACCUCAUGACGUCGGAGCGCAGCAGCAGCCUCAAGGCUCGAAUCUCAGAAGCACUCCGGGCACUCAGGGCCGAAAGAAAGGGCUUCAAAUCCACCAUUGUCGCCCAGUCGUGGAACUCGUUGCCGCCAAACGACGGAAAGGAUCUCUCAGAAAUUGCCGAGAGGGCCGUCCCAGACUUGCUCAGAUACAUCAACAACUACCGCAACAAGGUGUUGAGCUGCCUCCAGACGAACACGCCGGUCCGGCCGACGCGUGUGGCGAUCAUUGACAACGGCAUCUUGAACAUCCCGCCUUUCCGGACAAGCCAGAACCACGAAGGUCUAUGGCCGCGCAUCAAGGAUGGGCAGUCGUUUGUCGACGACGCGAGCCGGCUGGGCUCGUGGCUGUUUGCAUCGGACCCGCACGGCACCCAAAUGGCCAACCUGAUGUGCGCCAUCGACCCGUACUGCGACCUCUACGUGGCCAAGAUUGUUGAGGGCAGGGAGGGCAUCUUGCCAGACAACGUUGCCGAGGCCAUAGACUGGGCGAACAGCAGAAAGGUCGACAUCAUAUCCAUGAGCUUCGCCAUCCCGGAGAACGGCUCCAACGAGGAAUACACCAAGGAGCUCAGGAUGGCCGUCGACAGGGCCAACCAAAACGGCAUCGUCCUCUUCUGCAGCCACCACGACGAGGGCUGGAACGUGAGGAAGUCGUGGCCGGCCGAGUGCGACGGGACAAAGGUGAUUGUGGCAUGCAACGAGUACGGCAACUUUGCGAACCGCCACGUGGGCGAGUACAACUACAAGAUCCACGGCAUGGACAUUUCGGCCGGUGCCGUGCCGUACCUCGAGUCCAGCGAGAGCAUUUCGGGCAGCUCGGUGGCGACCGCCAUGGUGGCCGGCCUGUCGUCCCUGAUGCUGUCCUGUCACCGUCUGCAGUUCCCAGGCGUCAAGUUCAACGGGAAGGGGGACGAGUACAUCUCCAAGAGGGACUUCAUCGAGCAGAUGCUCAGGAGGCUUUCGGACCCCGCCGGCUCGGAUGGCGAGGGCCCGCUAUAUGUGCAGCUGAGGAAGUUUGAGCAGUUUGCGUGCAACAAGGACGGCAACGAGGUCUACCCGUGGCUCCGCGCCUGA
This is a messenger RNA of Hirsutella rhossiliensis, 3660 nucleotides long. RefSeq names its product subtilase family domain-containing protein. Bases 1 to 3660 code for a protein of 1219 amino acids. Gene Ontology annotation, molecular function: serine-type endopeptidase activity; protein binding. The transcript is spliced from 7 exons. Lineage: Eukaryota; Fungi; Ascomycota; Sordariomycetes; Hypocreales; Ophiocordycipitaceae. Gene Ontology annotation, biological process: proteolysis. The record is from RefSeq and is a predicted model, not a curated record.